AUGUUGACUCUCAACCUCAUACAUAUCUCCGUGGUGCCUCACUCCAGCAAGAUGCUGCAGAGCAAGGUCCACCGCAAGACCCUGUGCCCGGAGUUCAAGGAGAGCUUCGUCUUCGAGAUCCCCGAGCCGGACAUCCACCGCCAGACGGCCCGCAUCCAGCUCUUCGACUUUGACCAGUUCUCCAGGGACGAGUGCAUCGGCACGGCCGUGCUGGCCCUGACCAACGUGGACCUGACGGAGAAGGUGGAGGUGUGGAAGGAGAUCAGCGUGGCGGUGGCUCACAGACAGCAAAGUGACGAGGCUCCGGAGUUGGGCGACAUCAUGUUCUCCCUUGCCUACCUACCGAGUGCCGAGCGGCUGACCGUGGUUAUCCUCAAAGCUAGGAACCUCCGAGCCAUCAAACUACUUGAAGAUAGGAAAACGUCAGAUCCGUACAUCAAAGUGUCGAUAUUUUGCUCCACCAAGCGAAUGAAGAAGAAGAAGACGUCGACGAAACACAACACCGUCCACCCAGUGUUCAACGAGGCGUUAGUCUUCAACGUGAUGCAGGAGUCACUCCGGCAUCUCACACUAGAGUUCCAGGUCAUACACGAGAACAGAAUAGGCCAGAACGAGGUUGUUGGACGAGCGGUCUUGGGCCCCGACUCCCAUGGCGAGGAGCUAGCGCAUUGGAACGACAUGAUCUCUUCCAGCAAACCCGUGGCCCGGUGGCACAGACUGGUCACAUAACGGCGGCCAUCUUUAUUUAUUCGCUCAAGGGAAAGUUUUUCUGAAAAAAGAAGAAUGUAACAAUUUAUCUAUUUUGUAUAAAAAGUGUACUUGAAUUAUUAUGACCCUUCAGUAUUGGUUCAGGAGUCGGGUGCCUUGUGGCAAGAAUCACGCAUUUUGCAUGGAAUGACAAAAGGUGCAAGACCGGGGCAGGACUGUGAAAGAAGACGCUCAGUCAGAGAGUAGUCAUUUUCAACGCUAUGUAUCUCUCGUGCGGUAAAUCUGAGGGACUUCCUAAACAACAAGUUGCGUGCUUAGUGUAAAACAGCCGAAUACCAGAAACAAACAGUAUACACUUCAAAUGACAGUUUCGCUGGUAACUCUUUAUUGUGCUAAGCGACUUUGUGACCUUACGAGCUCCGUGGACUUGACCCCAGGGUUUUAAACUUUGUCUGCACAAAAUGAACGACACAAUUGAAUAAAGGUUGGGUGUUGUUAGCAAAGGCAGUGUAACGGCACAAGAGUGGAAUAGUAACUGUAAUGACAAUGAUAACAGUUCUUAGGUGCGGUUAAUCUGAAAUAUUUCAAAGGCGCCUUUCUAGAUGACGCAAAGGAAGAUUAUCACGUGGUGGGGAAAAAAGAGAGUGCAAAUAUAUAUUUUUUAAAUGCUGCAGUUAGGAAGAGAUGAGAAAGAGAAAUAUUUAGAUUGAGAUCGACAUUUCUAAAGAUUUAAGAGACGAAUCGUCAAACGAUUGGUUGGGAUUGUUCACAUAUUCCGUGUGUAUACAGUUUGAUCGUGUUUUUGAUGUCAUUUUGUUCUCCCGAUUCGUCGUUUGGCAGAGAUCGUGAUUUCACGAAGGACACGACAAUGAACGUGAAUCUUGCCCCCGAUGUGGGAACUGAGGUUUUGUACCGGCACCACUUUUGCACCUGUUUGUAUGAUUGUAUUGGAAAAACUCCUGAUAAAUAAUAGUUUACUAAUUGUUUUGGUGUCAUUUGUUUAAUAGAAAAGCUCACGAAACAUCAUUAGACAUGAAAUGGCCCAUUCGUGCAGGAAAUGAACUAUCGUGAACUGAAGAAAACUUUCGAACGCCAAAAAGUAAAAGGAAUAUCAUGUAGUUACAAAGUCGCUCACUCCGUGCUCUUCAAAACAAAUUGAUUUUUUUUUCCAUAACGAAUUCUCAAUUUGUGUGUUUUGUUUUAACGAAGAAAAAAUUACACUAGAGCGUCUGCAACUCUUAAAAAGGGCUUUUUGGCUCAAAUGAACCCGCCCUGCGAGAGCCGAAUUAUUGUCCGUCAGCUUCGUUUCGAAUUUUGUGCCCCCCCCC
This is a messenger RNA of Patiria miniata (bat star), 2036 nucleotides long. Its product is annotated as synaptotagmin-1-like. Gene Ontology annotation, cellular component: membrane. Gene Ontology annotation, biological process: regulation of dopamine secretion; calcium-ion regulated exocytosis; cellular response to calcium ion. NCBI's taxonomy places the organism in Eukaryota, Metazoa, Echinodermata, Asteroidea, Valvatida, Asterinidae. The record is from RefSeq and is a predicted model, not a curated record. Gene Ontology annotation, molecular function: phosphatidylserine binding; SNARE binding; calcium ion binding.